Messenger RNA from Hypomesus transpacificus, 8842 nucleotides. RefSeq names its product Rap guanine nucleotide exchange factor (GEF) 6 (gene rapgef6). The record is from RefSeq and is a predicted model, not a curated record. Lineage: Eukaryota; Metazoa; Chordata; Actinopteri; Osmeriformes; Osmeridae. Gene Ontology annotation, molecular function: protein binding; guanyl-nucleotide exchange factor activity. Gene Ontology annotation, biological process: Ras protein signal transduction; positive regulation of ERK1 and ERK2 cascade; positive regulation of GTPase activity. The transcript has 32 exons. Gene Ontology annotation, cellular component: apical plasma membrane; plasma membrane; endocytic vesicle. Bases 549 to 5564 code for a protein of 1671 amino acids.
UCCCUAACGUUAAGCUGUUACUGCAAGAGAACAAAUCAGAAAAGUUGAUAGCUUCUCGUGGAAGUUAGCAUAGCUUUGUGCAGUUUACUGCAAAAUUUAACAAAUCGUUCGCUGCAAAAUAAAGACUAACGACCAUUUUACAGAUCUCUGACGAGAAGUGACGUUAUUGAAGCUGUCACUUUCACAGCGAUUCCGUAUUCGGAUGCUGUGGCGCUGACAAUUUGGGACAGAUGAAGUCAACUUCCAUCCUGAAUGGAUUUUUUAAUCAUAUUAAAUGGAUAGCCUGCUGCGAAAGAUGUACUACUUUCACUAUUUUAACUUGAUAGGUGCGUGCGGUUGACGUGUGGUUACUCAUUUUUACUUCAAUUGGAUACAUUAUAAAAGUUUAUUUUUUUUUUUUCUCUCCAAGACGCCGUCAUUUUUUUCUUGAAUUUAGCGGCCAGUGCUCGGACAAGGAAAAGAGCAAAAGGACUUGGAGUUUAGCGGGAUAUGCAGGGGAAAUUAAGAGGGGGCUUUUAUUUUUAUGGAUUUUACUCGAGUGUGAAGUUAUGAUCAUGACUGGAUCCAUGGAGAACUCUUUCAAACAAGCUUUGAAGAAACCGCCAGCACUAAGGACAACGGAGGAUCUCCACAUCAUCUAUGGACACCUUUACCACAUGGAUGUUCUGUCUCACCUCCGAGAGCACCAACUCAGGUUGAUGUGCACCUCCGCCAGGUACGAGAGGCAUGAAGCUAACCGUGUCCUCUUCUACCCUGAGAGUAUCUCCACCUGCUGGUACAUCCUACUGACCGGUUCAGUGUUUGUGAAGGAGCACAUGUACCUGGCCCGAUGCUGCUUUGGGAAGCAGCUUGGAGGCAGAAGAGGCUGUGAAUGCAUCACUUUAGAGCCAUCAGAAAUGAUUGUGGUGGAAAAUGGUGGAGAGGGGGACGAUGGCGCCCUGCAGAGAGAAACGUCCAAGAGACGGUCCCGGCGCCACUUCCGCAGGGUCAACUCCCGGGGAGAACGGGAGCUCAUCACGGAUGGCCAGGACCUGGGCUGCCAUACGCUUCCUGCAGACCUCAACAAGAUGCACCUCACAGACCACAUGCACCAGCAGGUGACACAUGUGCCUCCCAGCCAAUCGGGAUGCAGCAUCGCAAGCGACUCUGGGAGCAGCAGCCUAUCAGACAUCUACCAGGCCACAGAGAGUGAGCUGGGGGACGUGGACCUGUCUGGCCUGCCAGAGGCGGCAGUGGACUCUGAGGAAGAGGAGGAGGAGGAUGAAGAUAUUGAGCAGGCGUCUGCUGCCCUCCUAGGGAGAGACCUGGUCAGAGAGUGUCUGGAGAAGGACCCUGCAGAUCGCACCGAUGACGACAUAGAGCAACUGCUGGAGUUCAUGCACCAGCUGCCUGCAUUUGCAAACAUGACCAUGUCUGUGCGAAGUGAGCUGUGCAGCGUCAUGGUGUUUGAGGUGGUGGAACACGCCCACACUCUCAUCCUCCACAACAAACAGGAGCUGGACCUGUGGUAUGUGAUCCUGAACGGGGCGGUGGAGAUCAGCCAUGAGGACGGCAGGGUGGAGACCCUCUGUAUGGGAAACAGUUUUGGUAUCUCUCCCUCCCUGGCAAAACAGUACAUGAGUGGAGCGGUCUGCAGCAAGGGAGACGACUGCCAGUUUGUGUGCAUUGCCCAGGAUGACUACUGGCGGAUCCUCAACCACGUGGAGAAGAACACGCACAAGGAGGAGGAGGAGGGUGAGAUCGUCAUGGUGAAGGAGCACCGUGAGCUGGACCGCAGUGGGACCAGGAAGGGUCACAUCGUCAUCAAGGGCACCCCGGAGAGGCUGAUCAUGCACCUGGUGGAGGAGCCAUCGGUGGUGGACCCCACCUACAUCGAGGACUUCCUGUUGACCUACCGCACCUUCCUGUCCAACCCCAUGGAGGUGGGCAAGAAGCUGCUGGAGUGGUUCAAGGUGGACAGCCUCCGAGACACGGUGACCAGAAUAGUGCUGUUGUGGGUGAACAACCACUUCAACGACUUUGAGGGCGAUCCGGCCAUGACUCGUUUCCUAGAAGACUUCGAGAAGCUUCUGGAAGCGACAAAGAUGAAGGGCCACCUGCGUCUGCUCAACAUUGCGUGCGCGGCCAAGGCCAAGUGGAGGCAGGUGACGCUGCAGAAGCCCUCCAGGGAGUCCCCGCUGCUCUUCAGCCUGCAGGGCGGCAGUGAGAGGGGCUUCGGCAUCUUCGUGGAGGCCGUGGAGGAGGGCAGCAAGGCUGCCGAAGCCGGCCUCAAACGGGGGGACCAGAUCAUGGAGAUUAACGGCCAGAACUUUGAGAACAUCUCCUACACCAAAGCUGUGGACAUCCUGAGGAACAACACACACCUUUCCCUCACUGUCAAGACCAACAUCUUUGUCUUCAAGGAGCUUCUCAGCAGGCUUGUUCAGGAAAAGAAGAAUGGAGGUCCACACAUCCCCAAGAUUCAGGAGAGGAAGGGGAACCGUUUCUCCAUCCCUGAUCUCCCCGGUGACAUGGAGUUCCCCACCGACCACAAGGCUACCAAGAAGAUGAAGGCCAACACCGUGUCUGGGGGCAGGAACAAGAUCAGGAAGAUGCUUGAGAAGACCCGCUUCAGUAUACUGCCCCCCAAGCCCUUCAGUGAGGGGGGAGUGUGCCAGUCCCAGGAUGACAGUGUGGUGGGAACCAAACAGUGUCGUCACAGCGUGGCCAUUAUGCCCAUCCCUGGCAGCCUGUCAUCCAGCAGUCCAGACCUCCUGCAACCUGCCACCAGCGUGCUCGACUUCUCUAACCCUGCUGCACUGGGACUAUACUACACGCCCGACCAGGUGAUUCGUGUGUUCAAGGCGGACCAGCAGAGCUGUUACAUCAUCAUCAGCAAGGACACCACAGCCAAGGACGUGGUCAGCCACGUAGCCAACGAGUUUGGCCUGCUGGCGGCGCCCGAGACGUUCUCGCUGUGCGAGGUCAGCGUCAGCCCAGAGGGCGUCAUCAAACAGAGACGUCUACCCGACCAGUUGUCCAAGCUAGCCGACCGCAUUCAGCUGAACGGCAGGUACUACCUCAAAAACAACAUGGAGACAGAGACGCUGUGCUCAGACGAGGACGCCCAGGAGCUCCUGAGAGAGAGCCAGAUCUCCCUGCUGCAGCUGAGCACCGUGGAGGUGGCCGCCCAGCUCGCCAUGAGGGACUUUGACCUCUUUCGAAACAUCGAGUCCACCGAAUACGUCGACGACCUCUACAAGCUGACCCCGCCCACUGCCAGCGGACGGCUCAAGCAAUUUGAGGAGGUGAUCAACCAGGAGACUUUCUGGGUUGCCUCGGAAAUCCUGAAGGAGAGCAACACUCUGAAGAGGAUGAAGAUUAUCAAACUCUUCAUCAAGAUCGCCCUGCACUGCAGAGAGUGCAAGAACUUCAACUCCAUGUUUGCCAUCAUCAGUGGUUUAAACCUGGCCCCGGUGGCUCGGUUGCGUGUCUCGUGGGAGAAGCUGCCUAGUAAGUACGAGAAGCUGUUUCGGGAUCUGCAGGAUCUAUUUGACCCAUCCAGGAAUAUGGCCAAGUACCGCAACGUCCUGAGCAACCAGAACAUGCAGCCACCAAUCAUACCCCUCUUCCCCGUCGUCAAGAAGGACCUCACCUUCCUCCACGAAGGUAAUGAUUCACAUGUGGAUGGCUUGGUGAACUUUGAGAAGCUGCGGAUGAUCGCCAAGGAGAUCCGCCAUGUUGUCAGAAUGACCUCCGCCAACAUGGACCCUGCCCUUAUGUUCCGUCAGAGGAAGAAGAGGUGGAAGAGUCUAGGGUCUCUGAGUCAGGGAAGCACCAACUCCAACAUGCUUGAUGUCCAGGGUGGCGCACACAAGAAACGUGUUCGCCGCAGCUCCCUGCUCAAUGCCAAGAAGCUGUAUGAAGACGCCCAGAUGGCGCGCAAGGUCAAGCAGUACCUGUGUCACCUGCAGGUCGAGACGGAUGAGGAGAAACACCUCGCCAUGUCGAUGCAGUGUGAGCCCUCCUAUAGUACUUUGUCUAAGAACCUGAGUGAGCGGCGGUCCACCAAGUCGGAAAUGUCUCCAGUGUCACUUCGCUCGACACUGCCAUCAAGCCGGGCCCAGAACCGGGUCUCCCAGGUUCUCCAAAACCCGGUGACACUCAACCCACUCCGCAAGAAGAGCACAGCCAAGGAGUUGGCCGUCACGCUGAAUUCCAGCUCCCCUCAGGUAGUGAAGAAGCCCCCCAUGGGUAACAGCUUAGCCCCGGCAGGGGAGAGGGAGAGAGAGCCUGGAGACUGGACCAGAGGAAGAGCAACUGAAGACAGCAUGUCUGUAGUCUCCUCUCUUCACUCCAGCCCCACCAUCUCGCCUCAGGGUUCCCCGCGCAAGGUGGGCGGCGUGCCCAAGUCCCAGAACUCCCAAAUGAACCUGUCUGGCUCGUCCUCGUCUCUGGCCAGCAACACCAGCACCAAGGGUGGCACUGCCAACCAACGCAGCUAUGGCAUAGGCUAUACUCUACUCCCUGGAGGCCGAACAGAACUGUCAGACUCCAGUCACAGUGAGAUUUCGUCUCGCUCCAGCCUUGUCAGUAACUGCUCUGUCGACUCGAUGCCCAACACCGCUCCAGACGAUCGCUGUCUGAGCAAGACCAGCGAGCAAGCCGAAAUCGCAACCCCAGCCACAAGCCAGCCCAGCUUGAGUUCAUCUCCAUGUACCCGAGGUCCUGUAAUGCGCACCUCCACCUUCACCUCCUCCCCCAGUGCGGAGGAGCUGACUCCAGACCACACCUCCUUGGACUCCGUGGCUGACAGUGGGCGUGGCAGCUGGACCUCAUGCUCCAGCAACUCCCACGACAACUUCCAGAACCUUCCGUCCGGCCAGUCACGGCCCUGGGACCAUUCCCACUUGAUAGGCUUCAGACACACCCAGCUGGCCGGACCAAUCGCGGAGCUUGAGGGGAUUGCAACACCGUCAUGGGCAGUGCCGACGGUGAUGGUUGCCGGGGCGGAUGACCCCACGGCCAAUAGACACUCCAGUGAUAGCUCGGACCAUAACCAAUCACGGCAGAGCUGGGCGUCUUCCAGUUCGCUGUCGGACACGUACGAAGGAAGCUACGGAACAAUUAAACGACGAGCGGCUGAGACCUCUGCUCCUCAGGGAGAGGGGCCUGAAAGGACAGCAAGCACAGAUGCAGCCUAUAAAAUGGUGACAUCGAGCACAGAGAAGGGCUUGAUAGUGUACUGUGUCACCUCCCCGAGCAAGGACGAGCGGUACCGGGCCCCCCCCCCAACCCCUCCGGGUUACCAAGGGCUGACCCUGGGGGAUGUGGGGGUAACCCUUGGAGGAAUGGCGGAUGCCUCCCCCCUGCCCCGGCCCACUCACCUCAGACCCCCAGGCUAUAGCGAGGCACUGCAGAGGAGCAAACUGCUGCAGAGCCCCGGGGGGAUGGGAGGGCUAGGGGACCCUCACAGGAUGGCCCCCCACCACCUGGGCCAAGGGCCCUCCUGGCCUCCCAGUGCCUGCCUGCCCCCGCAAGGCCCAGCUGAUAGUGAGGAGGAUGAACAGGUCUCUGCAGUGUAACUGCGGUCCAGAUAUACCGAAGGGUCUAAAGCCGAAGCAGUAUGGGCCAACAAGCACACUCCUGGUCCCCUCCCCUUCCUGUGAGGUCAUGAUGGUCUAUGAUGCUCUCGCGGGGCUUGUACAAUCAUCUCUUUCUACUCCAUUUUAAACGGCGGUGUUCAGUCUUUCGGAACAGAACUCUUUCUUGCCACUGACCACAGUAUAAUGUCACUUCCUCCCGGCCGUAGGAACUAGUUAGAGAACUGACUAAGGUGGGAUGUGAUACAAAGGGGGAAUGGUAAUAGCAGCAGAACAGAAGAAGAAAGGAGAGGAGGGGAAGAUGGAAGAUAAAACACCCCACCCAUAGGGUCAAAGAUCAACCGAUUUUUUACUUUUUCUAGACCGUCAACAUGUACUGUUUAUUUGCUUUUCAUGUUGUCCAGUGGGGGGGGGGGGGGGUUUAAAUGUUUCAUGUCAAUGUCUGUAUCACAGAUACACUUUCCCCCUGCCAUUGACUGGUAAUACUUUGUUGCCAGGUUUGUUGUGGGGAGGAAAGCAGCAAGAUUGCAAACAAGAUUGACAUGAGCUGGGAAAAGGCUUUAUUUCUUCUUCUCUACUAUCACCAUGUUGAAGUUGGAGAGGCAGUGAGAAUAUCCAUACCUCUCAUUUACAGAGGUGCGUGUGUGCGGUGUUGUAAUUUGUCCAGCUGUAUGAGAUGCUGCUUCUAGUUGCUUUGCUUCAGACAGAUGUGAUUGUGUGUGUCUACUGUUCUCCAUCCUCCUUCCGUCUGUGUCAGCACAAUAAGGGGUACUUAAGCGACACUGUGUCCAUCUACAGUGUGCUGUGUAAUUAUUAGAAGACGUUUUUAACGAGUUAGGAGGAUAAAUACAUCAGUACAUCAGUGUUUUUCGAUUCAAAUCAGUGCAAUAAAUAAAAAAAAACGGCAUUGUGGUUAAAAGACAAGUCACCCACCUAGCCAAUCAGAUAUCAGUAUUCACACACACAUACACUUGCAAAAUGUUGUUUCUGUAUUUCUAUGUUUUUGUUAGACUACAACUCAUCUAUUCGGUCAUCUAUUCAGCUUGUAAGCUGAACUUAAAAAAUUGUGUUUUUCAGGUGACUUUUUGUUGUUGCAGUAAAGACAUACUGAAAGAGUGUAGUCCACCUGGUGUAUUUGUGUGGUUUUUAAUGGACCACCUCCAUCUUGGCUGCAAUCUGUCUUAAUUAUUCUCUCAUUCAAGAGAAGAAAACAAACUAUCCAUAACAAGUAUCAAAACUGUGGCUUGCAUCUUAUUCCUGUUCAUCUGGGGGGGGGGGGGAGGGAAAUCAAUACUCUUUUUGCAAUUUUUGCAAAUUUUUAUAAAGAAUUAUGCUUUCAAGGUUUUUUUCUCCCCAUUUGACUCUAUUAACUUUAACUCAGUAAAGGGUUUGGUUGCGUAAGUUUUUUUUUUUUUCUUUUUUUCGGGGAUAUAACUGGACUGUGUUUACAUUUAGCUUCAGCUGCCUGUACCAUGUGACAACAACGCGUUUAUGCUUUAUGAAUACUUGAAAAUAUUAAUGGUAAUAUAUAUAUAUAUAUAUACAGUGCGUCUAUAUGAAUUUAUACAUAUAUAUUUUUGGUUUGUCAUAAAUUCAUGUAUACUGCUCAUGUAAAGAAUGAGAAAGAGUCCUAUAUAAAGACAAUUUUAUAAAUAUUUUGUGAUAAUAAAAUAAAAAGAUGGUGAUCGCCCCUUCUCAUGUUGAUGGGCAGGAAUCUUUAAGGAUUGUUGUUGUUUUUUUUGUUGUUGUUUUUUUUGCUUUGAUGCCAUCUCAGUGAUGGUGUUCCAGAAUACUGAAGAUUACUGAUAAUCCCGCUAACCAACUCUAUCGUAUUUUUUAUGAACAUCAAAUGUUUUGUCUGGUUGGCAAAAUAAUCGGGACAGUACAUAACUGCAAACUUAUAAAUAAGUUUCACUUCAAUGAUAUACCAAAGAGAAUUACGGCUCUACAAUGUAUUUUACUGUUGGAAUAGGCUAGCAACAGUUGUAUUUCUGGAUGGAACACCCCUGCGUGUGUGUUACAACGUGUCCUCGCUGGAUGCUGAGCAAGCAUCAGCGACAAAAUCAGUUUAUGUGCUUUGUUUUCUAUUGGAAUGUCCUAACUGGACUCUGCUGUUUCUGUUUACUUCCUGUUGCUCGCGUUGAAAGCUAUGUUGGACACGGUUUCUUAGGGACAUGGUUAGUUUACAUGACUUAACAGAAGUAAAUACGACGGAUACGGCGUGGACAGACAGCGUCGGAUGUGACGCGAUAGUCGGACGCUUACUUGCUGUUAGGACACUGUGUUACUGUAUACAUAAAUCCUAUUCUUCUCUGCUGGUCCUGUUAUGUUUGUGUUAUAGAGUCUGUAUCUCUCUCCGGUCUCAGCCUUCCUGCCUCUGUCCUUGUGCUUCAGCCUCCCUGCCUCUGUCACGCAGCCUCCCUGCCUCAAUCCCUCUGCCUCAGUCUCCAUCCCUCAACCACCCUCUUGGUCACGUCUUCACUCCCUCACACUGGCCAGUAGGGGCAUCAUCAGGAAUUGUGUCCCAUGUAAUAGCUGACUGAAUAUUCUCCUGAAUAUUUCCCUCAGCCUACAAAGGGCUACAAAAGAGGGGAAGAUUGAUUUAGUUAGUAUUUUCCAUGGCAGCCCUGAGAGAUAGAUAUCUCCAUAUUGAAGGAAGUGUAUUGACCAAUGCCCUGUACAGAACUUCCAUCCAAUCUACCCUUGCUUUGCUCAGUCAACCACAUUACUGAGUCAUUUGAUAGAGAAGUGUUAAAUGUUUUUAACAAACAAAAUCUUUUUGUUGAAAUAUCCUUUUUUAUUCUCCCUGUCUACACAUACAGUAUGAUGUACUUUUAGUUUUAAUUUCUUUACUCCCUCCUUCCUCACCUCACUCACCUUGUUCCUGCACCCUAACUUCCUGUUAUCUGGAAGGCAGGAAGUGAGAUGUGUCUUUUUUUCUGUAGCAUCACGCCAAUGCAGGGGUUAAACAGACGGGCACCACACUAUGUUCAGACCGAAGCAUAUUUACUGCACUCAUCUCAUUUGAAUGACAAAAGUAUUAUUUAGGUUCUGUGGUUUAUCUGUGGAGCUUUGUCUCCAUUGCUUCUCCCGUUGUGCUUAAUUUAUGUCUUUUAGAAAGACUGUCAUUUGCUUGUAUGCUCGUUUUUUUGUUUUUACCAGUGGUUGUAAAUACUUGUUAUAUUUUUGUUUAAGAGAAUGUAAAAACUAAUAAAAUGUGCACUGCAAUGAAUUUGGAUGAUAAUAAAAUGUUAAAAGUU